AUGAUUGAAAAUCACCAUAGCCUUGGCUAUGGAUGCAAUUCACGACCACCAUCAGCUACCAUGCUAGGGUGGCCAUGGGUGGUGGAAUUUGGGACUAAAGUACUAGGGAAGUGUGAAGGGAACGCAGGUGUGAGUGAGUUCCGGGUUACUUGGGAGGUUGCGUUGCGUUUGGAGGUGAGCUCCUCACUACACCGUGUUGUGUUAUAUCUUCUUUACAUUAGCUCGUGUGUGCUAUGUAUUGCAUUAUUUAUGUGGGUAUUACUAGGCGGGGUAGAGUCUAGUGGUUUGCCUCACGUAUUGAGGAUUAUGCAUGGUAGGACUCGGCGCAUCCGAGUGGGGAUCGAGCGUAGCCAAUGUGUUCCAAAGGCUCGACGAACUGAGCAAGGGGGAUCGGGCAUGGCCAAUGUGUCCCAAUGGGUUCGGGUACGGGGGAUCGGGCUUAGCCAAUGUGUCCCAAGGGCACGAUGUGUUCCAAAGGCUCGACGAACUGAGCAAGGGGGAUCGGGCAUGGCCAAUGUGUCCCAAUGGGUUCGGGUACGGGGGAUCGGGCUUAGCCAAUGUGUCCCAAGGGCUCGAUGUACUGAGCAAGGGGGAUCGGGCCUAGCCAAUGUGUCCCAGUAG
This is a messenger RNA of Lactuca saligna, 621 nucleotides long. Lineage: Eukaryota; Viridiplantae; Streptophyta; Magnoliopsida; Asterales; Asteraceae. The record is from the annotation of a GenBank genome assembly.